AUGUAUUUCGGUGUACCUUGGCGAAAAAUUGAUUUAUUUCUAAAAGAUAUUGGUGGAUUGAGUGCUCAAAGUUGCAACAAAUGGAGUAGAAUAUUAAUUGAAGAAGAUUUAGAAGAGUUUUUGGAGGACAAUAGAGGUGGUAAACAUAGUGAAAGCUUCUUUGAUAUCUAUCCUGAAUUAGAAUCUUUGGCCAAGUUAUACGCUAUAAAGGCAUGCAAAAGAAAGGCAGCAUCGUUUACUUGUACGGAACUUGCAGAAUAUUUAGAUGAUCAAUAUUAUAAAGUAACUGGAGAGGUGAAAAACACACAACAACUAAUUCGAUCAGAAAAAACUUGUCAUCUUGAUCUACAUCGUUGGGGUUGCAAAUUUGAUAAGAAUACUGCUAAGCCUUACUGGGAAGGUCAUGAAAGACCAGAUGUUGUUGAAGCUCGCACAAAAUUCGUUCGAAAUUUUCUAACGAAUCAAGACAAAUACUAUCGAGUUGAAGAAGGAAAAGAUCCACAAUGGAACACACCAAAGAAAAAUCCAACCGUUCUGAUUUUUCACGACGAAUCAUGCUUUAGGAGUGGGGAAACAGCAGCAAAACGUUGGUUCUAUUCGGAUGAUACUACAACAUUUUUCAACAAAGGCCGAGGAAGAUCGUUGAUGGUGUCAGAUUUUUUAAUUGCACAUCCGGACAAUCCUUUCUUUCAGCUUUCUCAAGAUGAAUGGAAGGCAGCUGUGAAGAAGUAUCCUGAAUUACUAGAAGAUGAUGGAAUUCAAUAUAUUGAACGAUCAGCUUCUGGAUCAAUUCAAGUGGGUUUUGGAGGAUAUUUUGAUAAUGAUGCCAUCAUCAAUCAAUUUACUCGUUUGUUCAAAAUGUUACCAUUUAAACAAGCUUAUGCAAAUCAUAAGUUUCAUGUUAUUGUGGAUAAUGCUCGUACUCAUAGUGCUAAACAUUAUUCGGUUGAAGAUUUUGGGAUGAAGCCAGGUACGCGUUGUAAAACUGAUAAAAUAUUCUACAGAGAUGAAGAUGGUCAAAAACAAUCUAUCGACUGUUUUUUUACAACUGGUAGCAACAAAGGACAAUCAAAAGGCCUACUUAUUUUGGCAAAAGAACUUGGUAUUAAAACUUCAUCUAAUAUAAGAUUAGAAGAACUAAAAAGACUUCUAAAUUCACAUGAUGCAUUCAAGAACAUUUCAAAAUUAGAGAUGGUUGCUAAUGACUAUGGUGUAGCAGUUACUUUCUCGCCGAAGUUCCAUUGCGAGUUAAAUCCUAUAGAAGGAUUAUGGGCACACCAAAAACAAUUCGUUCGACAUCGAACAGACCAAACAUUUCCCACUAUGCUCAAAUUAAUUCAGAAAUCAAGAACCAAUUUCAUUGAAAAGAAUGUUUCUUUGAAAUUAAUCAGGAGAUUUUGGCGUACAUUAGCUGCUUACGACCGUGGUGAAUCAUAUGAAGAUGUUCUCAAGAUGUAUUUCAGUUCAAUGUGUAAAGCUAACGUCGUUUCGCAUCGUCAAAUUACUAAUUCCAACUUGAAUGACUGA
This is a messenger RNA of Adineta ricciae, 1527 nucleotides long. The record is from the annotation of a GenBank genome assembly. NCBI's taxonomy places the organism in Eukaryota, Metazoa, Rotifera, Eurotatoria, Adinetida, Adinetidae.